Messenger RNA from Stegostoma tigrinum, 3744 nucleotides. RefSeq names its product coiled-coil domain containing 83 (gene ccdc83). The coding region runs from base 133 to 1407 and encodes 424 amino acids. The record is from RefSeq and is a predicted model, not a curated record. The transcript is spliced from 13 exons. Lineage: Eukaryota; Metazoa; Chordata; Chondrichthyes; Orectolobiformes; Stegostomatidae.
GUUUGGAUCGAUCCGAUUGUGUCCUUGUGUUGCCCAUGGUUACGGCUUCAGCAGCGAAUCCACUGAAGGUGAAGGCCGCGUCAGGCCGCCCGGCUGAACCCUCCAACUGGUAAUCACCAUUUUGAAGUGAAAAUGGGAAAGAAAAAGAAAGAUGGUAAAGGAGGUAGUGAAGAUAAAAUGGCUUUAGCAGAAGCUUUUCUCCAAUUUCGAUUUCAGUUAAAAGAAAAAGCUAUGGAAAAAUUCACGCAUGAAAUACAACAGCUUGAAGAAGUGAAGGCACAAAACCUUGAACAUAAUGAACAGUUGAAGAAGGAACAAAAGGAGCACAUCAGACUACUAGUCAGAAGAGCCAAGGAGCUGGAGAAAGAGCUGGAGCGCAAAGAGAAAAUCAACAAUGAACAAGUAGCACAAGCUCUGAAAGAAAAAUUGGACCUAAUUAAACAGAGUAAACAGGAAACACAAGAGUUACAGAACUCUAUAAAAGCUGUGGAGCAGAAAAUUCAGAAGGAGGAAGAAGUGAAAGCAUACUGGUUGGAGUACAAGAACGUUGGAAGCAUUGAACAUAGCAGAAUUAUUACAGUUCGAGAAAAUGAGCUUGUAGAACUGGUGAAAAAUUUUCGUGAGAUUGAAGGUCACUUUCACAGAGCCUUAGCUAGAGCAAAGGAAGAAAUUGACAGAAUAACGAAGGAACAAAUGGAUGAAAAAAAGGCAAUGGCUGCAGAGAAGGCUGUAGGUUACAUGGGUAGAUACAGUCGCCAACAAGUAAAGGAAAAUGCAUGGCUAAAGAAAGAGCUAAAUCUAUAUAAUCUGGAAGUUACUAAUCUAGAACAAGCAGUUCAAAACAUUGAACAGGACAAUCUGAAAGUUUUGAGUCAACUGUUUGAUUGCCAGAUCAGUGACCUUAAUGUAUGCAGAAACUUAUUCAAAAUUCGUGCAGCUGAACCCAAGAGCCAAGAUGGUGGGAUUCUGGAAGGUGAAUUAGCAGAAUUUGAGUUCAGAGGUGAACCAUCAGAAACAGCUGCUAUUGUAGAAAUCAGUGAUGAUUCUAGCUUCAGCCUACCAAAACUCAAGAGUGCAACAUUUCUUGCAUCAGAGAAGAAAGUUCCAGCAACACAACCAUAUUUUAAAGAGGAAAGGACAGAAACACAUGAUGACGAGCCACAGUUCCAGUUGGGCAAAUCUGUAUCACAGAAUCUCACCUACUUGUUGCAGGAGGAUGAAAAAUGCUUUAAGUAUUUUGAUUGUGGUGCCAUGGAACAGAAGCUGUUGCACGUAGAGGGCCGAGCUAUGCCUCUUGAAGACAUCGCACAAGUUCCCAGUCAAGGAAAGAAAAAAGAGACAAAAUCAAAUGAAGAGGAGAUGAUCUGGCCUGUUACUGGUACAAUGCUCAGAUCUGCUAUAUUAUAGAUCCUUAAAAUUUAAUCAUGAGGACGUAACAUUACAAACACAGGUUACCAAUGAUCAGAAACUCAUCUGGACAAACAGUGGCUACAAAGAGCAGGUCAGAGGCUAGGAAUAUUGUGGUAACUCACCUCUUGACUCUCCCAACUCUGUUCAUCAUCUACAGGGAACAAUUCAAGAGUGUGAUGGAAUACGCCCCACUUGCCUGGAAGAGUGCAGCUCAAACUCAAGAAACUAACACCAUCCAGAACUAAGCAGCCUGCUUAUUUAGCAGCGCAUCCACUCCCUCCACCAGUGACAGUGACACUCAGUAGCAGCACUGUGUACUGUCUGCAUGAUGCACUGCAGAAAUUCAUAAAUCCUUAGAUAGCACCUUCCAAUCCCAUGACCUGCUUCAUCUAAAAGGACAAAGGCAGCAGAUACAUGUGAAAACGAUUUGCAAGAUCCCUCCAAGUCAUUCAUCAUUCUGACUUGGAAAUACAGGCGUUCCUUCACUACUGUUGGGUCAAAAUCCUAGAAUUUCUUCCCUUCAGCACAAGGGCUGCAGCAGUUCCAGAAGGCAGCUCACCAACAUCAGCACAAAAGCACAACAAAAAAAAUGGCAAAAAAAUGCUGGCCUAGUGACACCCACAUGUGAGUCAACAAAAAAAAAACCUCAGGUAACCUGCUGAUAUCUCUCACAUCCCAUAUCCUCACCACAGCUUACCUUCUACCUGACAUAGCAAGAACAGCAGAUGCUGAAGUCACGGAUAGCAAAGUGUGGAGCUGGAGGAACACAGCGGGCCAGACAGUAUCAGAAUAACAGGAAACCUGACAUUUCGGAUUGGGAUCCUUCUACAGAAAAUGGGGAGGGGCAGGGAGCUCAGAAAUAGAACACAGAACAUUGAACAGUCCAGGCCCUUCAGCCCACAAUAUUGUGCUGACCUAUCAUCCUAAGAUCAAACUAUCCUGCAUACCCUACAGUAUACUAUCAUCCACGUGCCUAUCCAAGAGUUGCUUAAAUGUCUCUAACAUAUCCAACUCCAUUACCACUGCAAGCAGCACAUUUCAUGCACCACCACUCUGCGUAAAGAACCUACCUCUGACAUCUCCCCUUAUACCUUCGUUCAAUCACCUUAAAAUUAUGCUUUCUCAUAAUGGUCAUUUCCACACUGGGGAAAACAGUCUCUGGAUAUCAACUGGAGGAGUCCCAAUGUCACAAUGAUGCCAUCCACAAACCGGAGGAGAAACACCUCAAGUUCCAUCUUGGGAGCCUACAACUCAAUGCCCUGAACAUGGAUUUUACCAGUUUCAAAGUUUGCCCACCGCUGGCCUCAUCCCAUAACCAACCCUCCCUCUCAUCCUCCUUGACCUGACACAACCAAUCCAUUUUCUCUCCCACCAUUUGCCCCUCCUGCCUCACUGACCAAUCCCGACCACUGCCUACCUGCACUCACCUAUUAUCAUCCUAAAUACCUUCCCCAUCCCCCCCUGCUCUCUAUUUAUUUCUGAGCUCCCCUCCCCAUUUCUGAAGGAUCCCAGCCCCAAAUGGCAGUUUUCCUAUUCCUCCAGCUACACACUUUGUUACCUUCUACCUGGUUUUGUUUUAUUGGUAAAAAUGGAUACAUUAUUCCUCUUGAUCUGAAGUCACUGAUAUAGAUUACAAGUCUGGGGCUCCAGCAUAAUUUUCGUGGCACUCAACUCGUCACAGUCUGUCAAAAUUGAAAAAUCUCAUUUAUACCCACUCUGCUUCCAGUCUGUAUUCUCUAUUCACAAUGUUUCAUUCCCAACAUCAUGAGCUGACGGGUUCGGAGGAAGGGUCACCAGACGCGAAAUAUUAAUUCUGUUUUUUUCCUUCACAGAUGCUGCCAGAUCUACUGAGCUUUUCCAGCAACUUUUUUUGUUCUGAUUCACAGCAGCCACAGUUCUUUUGGUUUUCAUGAGCUCACACCCUUGGGACCUUAAAGAUCAUUUAGAAAUUCAACUACAUACAUUUCCUGAUUCUCCUUUAUCUGUGCUACUAUUUAGAGUUAAAUAAAAUUUCUAGUUUGUAAGAUCAUGUUGACUUGCUGUAAUCAUACUCUGCUUAAGAGUUUUCUUAGAACUUCCCAAAUAAAUUGAUUCCAGAAAGGAAUGGUUGAUGUCAGGCUAACUGGACAGGAGUUCAUGUGUUCUCUCUCCUUGGGUACAGUUGCCGACUUCAAAAAUCUAGGAAUGUUGUGGAGUCUACAGGAAUAUGAAUAAUUAUAUGCAGCAUUUCCAUCAUCUCAGCAGCUCUGUAUUUUUGAACCCUACACCAGUUUGAAUUAGUUUUUGAAAUUUUUCCUUUUAUUUACCAACAUUUAUUUUAGUCAAUUUAUUCAA